GAGAAAGCAGCCCAAACGAAAGCGAGCUGCUUGACUGCCGGCGUGGCGCGGCGGUGCUCGUUACUCGUUUGCGUCUCCACCAUUGCUUAGGAUGAACUUGGCGAUAAGGAAGGUAUAACAGCACUGCGCAAAAGGCGAGAUUCCCUGCCUCCCCGGCCAUGCCAGUAUGCCACACCCCUCUCGGUGUCCGCCCCCGGUGGGCUUGGAAUCUCCCGUCCCUUUCGCUCUAUACAAGCCCCACUUCCUCCUCCCCUGCCCCAGUCCCAGUCCCAGUCCACGCGCACACCAUCUGUUCGACGUAUUGCCGGCAUGGGGCUCCCCCACGCCGGCGUCCUGAUCUUUGGUCUUCUGUCCGUGUUCCAACUGUCGCAUUCGUCAUCAGACAAGGACGACUUCACCAAGGUCAGGGCGGUGAACCUGGGAGGCUGGCUGGUGGUGGAGGGGUGGAUCAAGCCUUCCUUGUUUGAUGGCAUCCCAAAUGGGGACAUGCUGGAUGGCGUGCAGGUGCAGCUCAAGUCUGUUGCUCUCCAGAAGUACGUGAGUGCAGUUGGUGGUGGCGGUGGAAAUGUGGCCGUGGACCAGGAUGCUGCUUCGACAUGGGAGACUUUCAAGCUGUGGAGAGUUUCUGAUAGUGAAUUUCAGUUCCGAUGCCUCAAUGGUCAGUUCUUGACAGCAAGUAAUCAGGAUGUGAUCUCAGCAACUACAGAUUCACCAGGAGACUCCGAAACAUUUUAUAUCGAACGGAAUAAUUCAAUGCUUCAUAUCAAGCUUUCAAAUGGGAGCUAUUUGCAGGUCACAAAUAACAAUCAGCUUACUUCAAAUUAUCAUUCCCAGCCUGGAUGGGGUGAUGAUAUGGCAACAUUCCAGAUGACAAUAGCUGCCAACAACUUGCAUGGAGAUUACCAGCUUGCUAAUGGGUAUGGACCUGUGCAGGCAAAAGCGGUCUUGACUGAACACCGAAAGAGCUUUGUUACUGGAAAUGAUUUCUUUCUCCUCUCGCAAAACAGUAUAAAUGCAGUCAGGAUUCCAGUUGGAUGGUGGAUUGCGUAUGAUCCUGAUCCACCCGCUCCAUUUAUUGGUGGCUCCCUUGAGUACCUUGAUAGAGCAUUCUACUGGGCACAGGUUUAUGGCUUGAAGUGCAUCAUCGAUCUUCAUGCGGCUCCUGGAUCUCAAAACGGAAUGGAGCACAGUGCUAGCAGGGAUGGUUCAGUAGAUUGGCCUUCAGAGGUUAAUAUACAGAAGACUCUGGAUGUCAUUAAAUUUUUAGCUCAAAGGUAUGCAGACGAUCCCUCGCUUCUUGGUAUCGAGCUUCUGAAUGAGCCUUCUGCAGGAGCAGUCCCACUGGAUACUCUUGUGGCGUAUUACAAAAAAGGCUACAAAAUUGUACGAAGUUAUUCGGAGACAGCUUAUGUUAUAUUCUGCCAGAGGAUAGGGAAUGCAGACCCAAUGGAGCUUUAUCAGGCUGACCUGGGACCAACUAACACUGUUGUUGAUUUGCAUUACUACAAUUUGUUUGAUCCUUAUUAUGAGAAGCUUAACGCAACAGAGAACAUACAGUUUGUUUAUGAAAAAAGACUGCCUCAAGUGCGGGCCUUGAACGGCGCAAAUGGACCUCUUGUUUUUGUCGGAGAGUGGGUGAAUGAAUGGAAUGUGGCAAAUGCUUCACAAAUUCAAUACCGAUCUUUUGGAAAAGCUCAAUUGGAGGUCUUUGGAGAAGCCUCCUUUGGCUGGUCUUAUUGGACAGUCAGGUGCAACAGUGUGCACUGGGAUUAUGAAUGGAACGUAAGGAAUCGGUAUCUUAUUAUUGGUAAGCAGUUUGUUCUUCAGCUGCCUUCAACCUCCAGUCACUUAAACACAAUCCACACUGGGCCUGGAAUGACCCGGCGGAGGGGAGUUUGAGGGUUAAGAGCAUCUCCAGCCGUUGAGCCCCCAAGACGCGCCGAAAAUCGCCGCUGGGGCGAGCCGGCGUUUUUUUCGGCGUGGGGGCGAGCACGUCCCCAGCCGUCACCCCCAGGUCGGGCCCCAGACGUCCCCACAGUUCGGCCAAAUUUCAGCAAACACGGCCAAAUUUCAACAAACACGACAUAUUUCGGCGAAAUUUAGACGUUUUUUACAUGAAUAAAAUGGACGGAAAAAACCCUAAACUACGGGCCGAAGUAGGCACUGAGCAGGGCAUAGUCGUCGUCGGCGUCAUCCUCCUGCUUCUCCUCCUUGACACGGCCGGCGCCGCUGCUCGACCCCUCGCCCCGGCGCGCUGCUUCACGGCGGCGGCGUUCGGCAAUCUCCUCCAGAGCGCGGCGCUGGCGGUCCAGCUCCAUGCGCGCGUAGUCCUCGCGCGCCCACUUCAAGGCGGCCUCUUCUUCGUCGGCCUCCUCGGCGAGAGCAGGCUCCGGCUUCACGGCGGCGAGCCCCGGCUCCGGCUUCACCGUCGCCAGCCUUGGCUCCCUCUUCGGCUUGACCAGGCGAGGAGGGGCCGAGGAGGAGGAGCCACGACCGCCGUCGUUGAUGACGAGGCCGGCGCCGCGGGUGCGCCUACCGAGCGGCAUCUCGGACGGCUCUGGCUUGACGCUGACCAACGUUGGCGCGCCGGAGGAGUGAGAGGAGGAUCGGGAGGAGGAGGAAGAGGAGGAUGACCAUCCCAUCCUCCUCCUCGACAGCCACGCGCCGCCGCUCCGAGCGGUCGGGUACUCGAACGGCGGGUCGUUGCCGCCCUUGAGGUGCGCGAGGA
Molecule: messenger RNA, 2728 nt
Organism: Triticum aestivum (bread wheat)
Lineage: Eukaryota; Viridiplantae; Streptophyta; Magnoliopsida; Poales; Poaceae
Product: probable glucan 1,3-beta-glucosidase A
Exons: 9
Coding region: 310-1899 (529 amino acids)
Biological process (GO): polysaccharide catabolic process; actin filament bundle assembly; cell migration
Cellular component (GO): cytoplasm; actin cytoskeleton
Molecular function (GO): actin filament binding; hydrolase activity, hydrolyzing O-glycosyl compounds
Source: RefSeq, a predicted model, not a curated record